Molecule: messenger RNA, 1116 nt
Organism: Gekko japonicus
Lineage: Eukaryota; Metazoa; Chordata; Lepidosauria; Squamata; Gekkonidae
Gene: PYM1
Product: PYM homolog 1, exon junction complex associated factor
Exons: 3
Coding region: 39-674 (211 amino acids)
Biological process (GO): exon-exon junction complex disassembly
Cellular component (GO): exon-exon junction complex; cytoplasm
Molecular function (GO): RNA binding
Source: RefSeq, a predicted model, not a curated record
UGGAGGCAACGCGGCCGGAAGCAGGUCGCGUUUCCAAGAUGGCGACUCCCUAUGUUACUGAUGAAACCGGAAAAUACAUCGCUUCCACACAGCGUCCAGAUGGUACUUGGAGGAAGCAAAGGAGGGUGAAAGAAGGCUAUGUCCCCCAAGAAGAGGUGCCAGUAUAUGAGAAUAAAUACGUAAAAUUCUUCAAAAGUAAACCAGAACUACCUCCGGGCCUAAAUCCAGAGGUCAACACCCCUAUGGCCAAGCAAGCCGUUAAAGGAUCGGAGGGCGGUGAGACGGGACUCUCCAAAACAACAAAGAGGAACCUAAAACGCAAGGAGAAGAGGAAGCAACAGCAGGAGAAAGGAGACCGAGAUACAGAUGACCUCAUCCAGUCCCUAGAGAAAGCCACCUUGUCGACAAUGGCAGGCAGUGGAGACAGCAAGCUGGCAGUGCAGGCUGGCACUGUGAGGCCCCCAGCAAGCAGCAGUGAUGCCUCGUCUGUGGCCGCCGCCUUGGAGAAGAACAAGAAAGUCAAAAAUCUGAAAAAGAAACUACGGCAGGUGGAGGAGCUGCAGGCACGGAUUGACUCUGGGGAGAUCAAGCAGCCGACCAAAGAGCAGUUGGACAAGCUGGCUCGGAGGAAAACUUUGGAAGAGGAACUGGAGGACCUGGAAUUGGAUUUGUAAGGGGUUGGAAUGGCGACUGGACAUAGCGCGCAUAGGAACAAACCGUCCCCAGGGGAACAUGUUCUGAGAACUGUGCAGCACACAGACCAGAAGAUGCAGUCUUCAGGCUCCUCCUUUGUACCUUUUGUUUUAUUUUAUGUUGGAUGCUGUCUGAAUUUUUAAAAGUAUUUCUCCCAGCUGUUGAUGUGUUAGAUACUCAAGGACUACUUUGCCACCCUCCUAAAUCCCUUUCUCUUCCCCCUCCCUACAUUGGGGUGAGUAGCUGGCUGGGAGCAUCACAGCAUAAGGUGCGGGGGGGGGGUCGGGCUGGCUUUCAGAGGCACCAGAGUGGGUGGAGUGUCCCAUGUCUUCUCCCUGAUCCUGUGUAAGUUUUUUGACACCUUCAUAUUCUCUGUAGUGGCCUCCACUCUUCCCCCUCCUCUUCUUCUCCCUCCUCCUCCUC